Molecule: messenger RNA, 767 nt
Organism: Emiliania huxleyi CCMP1516
Lineage: Eukaryota; Haptophyta; Isochrysidales; Noelaerhabdaceae
Exons: 1
Coding region: 15-611 (198 amino acids)
Molecular function (GO): oxidoreductase activity
Source: RefSeq, a predicted model, not a curated record
CUCGCGGCAUCAGCAUGGGGAACCUCACGCACGUGGUCGUGCAGUUCCCGCGUGUCUGGUGGGACGACGGGAUGCUCAAGUGGCUGAGCGCGAACCACGGCUCCAACCAGAGCCGCGGCGAGUUCUCCCUCUGGCACAACCUGAACCACGCGUCGCUGCUGCCCGGCUCGCAGACCCUCCUCACCUUCCUCGGCGACCCGCAGUCGAGCCUGUACGAGGGCAUGGCCGACGCCGACGUGCGGGCGGCACUGAUGCGCCGGCUGCGCGCGCAGCACCCGAGGACGCGGAUCCCGGACCCGCUGUCCUUCUUCAUCUCGCGCCACGGCUACGAUCCAAACACGCACGGCGCCUACUCCUUCUUCGAGCCGGGCUGGCGCGACAAGUACUUUGCCACACUGACGCGCCCGCUGGCGGCGCGGUGCGGCGCGGCGCAGGGCGGGGAGGAGGUGGUGCGCGUGAGGCUCGCGGGCGAGGCGAUGUGCGACGACCUGAGCGGCUACACGCACGGAGGCUACCAGUCGGGCCGCGAGGCGGCGGCGGCCUACCUGCACGGCGCGGGAAAGGGGCCCGACCCGAGGGACCACGACGAGCUGUCGCUGUGCAACUGGUAGAGUGUGGGGGAAGUAGAGGAAGCAGGAGGCGGGCGGCGGGGGUAGGACAGGUAUCGGCUGCCAGCGCACGGCGUGUGUAAACUCACCUCAAUUGUACCAUUUGCUGUGGCGUUGUGAUUCAGUCAAGUUGUGUGUUUUUGUCGAUUGUCGUCAGAG